Bipolaris sorokiniana ND90Pr is the source of this 2488-nucleotide messenger RNA. RefSeq lists its product as uncharacterized. The record is from RefSeq and is a predicted model, not a curated record. The transcript has a single exon. Gene Ontology annotation, molecular function: protein binding. Bases 37 to 2388 code for a protein of 783 amino acids. Lineage: Eukaryota; Fungi; Ascomycota; Dothideomycetes; Pleosporales; Pleosporaceae.
GUCUCCACUCAUCUAACGCGCUUAGCUUCUUUCAUCAUGGCCACUCCAAUACCAGCUCUCGAGAAAUACCAGUACACAUCGCUUCGACCUGGGAGCUCGACUUUCCGACUCCUGAAGCUGUUGAAAUACCAAAGUCCUGAGAUCGAAUGUGAGCUUUUCCCGCAGUCGCUAUCGAAAAAUGAAAACGUUUCAUAUGAAGCCCUCUCCUACGUAUGGGGCAGCACUGAGCUUGUAGAAUGCAUAAUUCUCAAUCGAAAGCGGCAUUGGAUAACAGACAACCUGUACUCUGCGUUACAAUACUUGCGAUUACACGACAGAGACCGUUAUCUAUGGAUUGAUGCGAUAUGUAUCAACCAAGCCGACAAGGAAGAACAGGGCUGGCAGGUUCAGCAGAUGGGAAAAAUCUUCGGAUUGGCUGAGGAAGUUCUCUUCUGGCUGGGAAAGGCAACCGUAGAGAUCACGGGUCUUAUGGACGCACUCAAUCAGCACCCAAGAACAGGCGCAGGUUGCCAACUUGGACAGUUAACGCUUGACGACAAUCGUUGGGAUAAUUACCGUACCGGGUUACGGCAAUUGCUAGGCCGACAGUGGUUCACACGGGUCUGGAUUCUACAAGAAGUAGCAAACGCUCGAAAAGCUACAGUCCGUUGUGGCACUCGGUCUAUUCCGGCGGAAAUAUUUGCCUGCGCACCGUCCGUAAUAGGAGAAGAACCUGAGCCGCACUGUCAACCUAUAUUGGAGAUCAUGCCAGGGCCUUCCCGUUCAGGAUCUUGGUGGGGCCAGAAACGAGACUUAUGCACCCUCCUUCGCAGAUUCCCAGCCAGCAGAGCAACAGACGAACGCGACAAGAUAUACGCCCUACUCGGCAUGUCCUCUGAUCCUUCAGAUACCCAAAGCAUUGAUAUAGACUACAAGAAGCCGACUCACCAAGUUAUUCAUCAGGCUGUCACACAUCUGCUUCAUAGUACAUCUCUAUCUGUUCACGAGAUUCUUAAUCUCAUGUACUACUUCGAAACUCUAGAAACAACCUGUUUCGUGCUACCAUUCGGACAAGAGGAAGCAACAGAAAUUAUUUUCCCUCAUCUUCGAUCAGGAAAUGUGCUGAAUGUGCCGCUCAUGCCUGAAGAACCAAUUUUCAUGUCCCAGGGCAUACCUGUUGUUGAUGAUCCAGCGCUGCUCAUGUUUGAAAAGAGACUAGACAGAAAUUUCAAAGAGGAUGAUGAGACAUGCCACAGUCAGGUUGUUAGGCUUGUACUAGGCGGCCAGACGAAUGAAUUUCAAGAACAAGAGAAAUAUGAUAAGGGGUUGCGGGUGAUUUCAUGGGGAAGUCCUGAGCACCGAGUAAAGAUAGUGGUUAUUCAUGACAGGAAAAAAGCUAUACUACGGGCUGCACUACAAGGGUGUGCCCACAUUGUGAAGCACUUGCUGCACUUAAAAGUAGGAAACGAAGGAGAGAAGUUGGAGAAAGAAGUGCUCCGAGAGGCCAUAGAUGAAGGCCACGCACUGGCCGUUCAAACGAUACUGCAUCAAAUUACCCAUGUGCACGCGCAGGAGGGAAAGUACGGCAACGCACUCCAAGUGGCUUCAGCUGGAGGCCACAAGGCGAUUGUGAAGCUGCUGCUCGACGCGGGCGCCGACGCUAACGCACAGGGUGGAUACUACAGCAACGCGCUCCAGGCGGCUUUAUACCAAGGCCACGAGGCGAUUAUAGAACUGCUAAUCAACGCAGGCGCUAAUGCUAACGCGCAGGGUGGAGAGUUCGGCAACGCACUUCAAGCGGCUUCAGCUUAUAGCAAAGAGGCGGUAGUAAAGCUGCUGCUUGACGCGGGCGCUAACGCCAACGCGCAGGGUGGAAAGUACGGCAACGCACUCCAGGCGGCUUCAGCUGCUGGCAAAGAGGCGGUAGUAAAGCUGCUACUCGACGCGGGCGCUGAUGUCAACGCGCAGGGUGGAGAGUACGGCAACGCACUCCAGGCGGCUUUAGCCGCUGGCAAAGAGGCGAUAGUGAAGCUGCUGCUUAACGCGGGCGCCGAGGUCAACGCGCAGGGUGGAUACUACGGCAACGCACUCCAGAUGGCUUCAUAUUUGGGAAACGAGGUAAUUGUGAAGCUACUGCUCAACGCGGGCGCCGAGGUUAACGCGCAAGGUGGAUACUACGGCAACGCACUCCAAGCGGCUUCAGCUUAUAGUAAAGAGGCGGUGGUGAAGCUGCUACUCAACGCGGGCGCCGAAGUCAACGCGCUCAGUGGAAAGUACGGCAACGCACUCCAAGCGGCUUCGCGGAUGCACAGAGAGGCUGUGGUGAAAAUGCUAAGAGCAAAAGGUGCGAAGUCAUUCCGACGGAGAGAUAUUUGCGCCGGAGACGAUGGUUUAUAUAUAUCUGGCUGAAGAGAAAGAGUGCUGGAUGUAACUGUAGACAGUGUAGAGUGUUGCCAAGCAUGGCCACCAUCACAGCUCCGCUAGUACUUAUCCCUUACGAAGAUGAACG